GACGUGAGGGACGAUCACCGCUACACGGGAGUACAAGUUUACACACUUGACCCGGCUAAACAAGCCCCUUCCUCUUUUUAAUCAUCAUCCUCGUUUACCUCAUCUCGCUUUGACUCUACCAGAGACGGGAUUCUCACUUUGCUCGUGUUUUCAGUGGUUUAUUUUCCAACUCUAUCCUCGUUUGUUUUGGAGCAGCCAGCUAGCUAGCCGUGAUCCCCAGCUAGCGCCGAUCAGCGUGGUGGACACUUUUCCCACUUCACGGCGGCGUGUGCCGGACAAACUGCAGGCGCUGGUGUUACCUCCUCCUCCCUCCUCGACGGUUUCUGUAAAAAAAAAAACAAGUAACGGUUUUUAAAAACCCUGAUAUCGUCGCAUUCUUUUUGGUUUCUUCCUCUCGUCUGGUCCCCCUUUUUUCUUUUUUUAAAUGGGUGUUCACUUGCGGCGUGGUGGUCAGCGGGGGUGAGGGAGUUCAGAGGAAGGUCGUGCUGCUGGGGAAAGCUGAAAGCUGCACGGGGUUUGUUUUUUCUCCUCCUGUCGUGGAGUUUCCUGGGAUGUACUCCUCUGUCGGGUUAAAAAGAGGCGAGCUUGUGAGGAGACAGCAGGCAGCAGGAGUGACACAAAGACCCUAGGACUUCACAGGGAGUCAACUCCAACAAAACCAUAUCUGGAACUUCAACAGUCUGCAAGAGGACGAGAGGAAAACACUGUUUUUGGGUUUUGUUUUGUUUUUACUUGUGCAAAAACGAAACGCAUAUCCACGUUUUUUUUCUGUGGAUCUUUUGGAAAUGAGCCCAGUGGACCCCUGAACGAAACCCCCCAAAUAGCCUUCUGCCUGUGGGAUAUUGAGAACUGUUUUUCUCUCUUUUUAAGCUGAACACCAAAAUGAAACGGAUGAACUGUCGCAUCCACUUAUGGAAAAUGAAGAUUUUUACACGCACGUGUGUCGCCAGAACCCAAGAUCACGUCAUUUAGUGGCCUGAUUUUUUUUAUGAUCAUCUUUAUUAUUUUUUUUUUUUCUAUAAUUAUAUUUUUUUCCAUCACAAACUUGGCUGAGGAGAUAGCCACAAAUUGAUGACCCCAGUCCCUCCUGGUUUACGGGGACGGCAUUAAAUCACCUGGCUUUGAUAGGACCUCUUAGACUUUAUUUGGUGCAUUUUUUUUGUAUUGACUGAAUGAAGAUUCCCUCCCUGAGAUAGGAGUCUUUCAGACACCUGAAGAGAGGAGGUAACUGCAGAGAAAAUGAAGUGGUUGACGCCAAAGCUGCGAGCACAAAUGGUGCUUUUUAUCAUCUGCACCUGCAUCAUAUGCCAAUGUGGACUAAUAAACGGAGAAAUCUGCCCGAGCAAGGAUAUCCGAAACAAUGUGACCAACCUCCAGUCGCUGGAGAACUGCACCAUCAUCGAGGGCCACCUGAAGAUUCUGCUCAUGUUUAAGACCAAGAGCGAUGACUUCCGAGGCCUCAGCUUUCCUAAACUUCGAGUGGUGACCGGCUACGUGCUGCUGUUCAGGGUCUACGGCCUGGAGUCCCUCAGCAAUCUCUUCCCCAAUCUGACGGUGAUCCGCGGCAACAAUCUCUUCUUCAAUUAUGCUCUUGUGCUUUACGAGAUGUUGCAACUGAAGGAGCUUGGUCUCCACAACCUCAUGAAUAUCACCCGUGGUGCUGUGAGGAUAGAGAAGAACCCAGACCUGUGUUACCUGGGAACCCUAGACUGGUCCAAGAUACUGGACUCUGUUGAGGACAACUUCAUCAUGGCCAAUAAGAAUGAGAGAGAGUGUGGAGACGUGUGUCCUGGCACAGCGCAGGGACAAACCCUCUGUCAUCAGAACACCAUCAACGGACACUUCAGGGGAAGAUGCUGGUCACAGAACCACUGUCAGAGAAUGUGCUUGGAUAAAUGUAAGCACAGCGCGUGCAGCCUCCAGGGCCAGUGCUGCCAUGACCAGUGUCUGGGGGGCUGUUCUGAGCCCGGCAACGCCAGCAGCUGUGUGGCCUGCAGGAACCUCCAGCACGGGAACACCUGCGUGGAGAAAUGUCCUCCUGGAUACUAUGUCUUCAUGGGUUGGCGCUGCAUCAGCCUUGCUUUCUGCCAGGAACUUCACAACCAAUGUAAGCAGCUUAAACAACAGAACCAGGACCGGGAAGCCAGCUGCUCUGAAUACGUCAUCCACGAUGGGGCCUGUAUUCCAGAGUGUCCUUCUGGAUACACCACCCUAAAUUCCACUACGUUGACCUGCUCACCGUGUGCAGGCCUGUGUCCUAAACUGUGUGUGGGAAAUAAGACGAUUGACUCCGUGACGUCAGCCCAGGCUCUCAAAGGGUGUACGGUUCUUCAUGGCAACAUGAUCAUCAAAAUUCGCGGAGGGAAUAACAUCGCAGCUGAGUUGGAGGCUAGUUUGGGACAAAUUGAGGAGAUCACAGGUUACCUGUCUAUACGCAGAGCCUAUGCUUUGGUCUCCCUGUCCUUCCUACGGAAACUGCGUGUCAUUAAAGGGGAGCAUCUUGAGGGAGAUUUCUAUGCCUUCUAUGCACUGGACAACCAGAAUCUCCGGGAGCUGUGGGAUUGGUCCAAGCACAACCUGACGAUCCAGCGGGGUCGUACGUUCUUUCUGUACAACUCUAAACUCUGUAUGUCCGAAAUCAAAAAAAUGGAGGAAGUAACGGGAACAAAGGAACGCAACCAGAAGAAUGACAUCGCUGUUCGCACCAACGGAGACCAAGCCUCCUGUGAGACGAAGCUGCUGAAUUUCACCCAGAUCAAGACCUCAUACAACAUGAUUAUCCUGAAAUGGGAGCCGUUUUGGCCGUCAGACUUCAGAGACCUGCUGGGUUUUAUGGUUCUCUACAAAGAGGCGCCAUACAAGAAUGUUACAGAGUUUGACGGACAGGACGCCUGUGGCUCUAACAGCUGGGUGAUUGCCGAUGUCGAGCCACCAAAACGCUCAACUGAUGGCAAGAAAGCAGAUGAUCCAGCCCACCUCAUCCGACCGUUGAAACCCUGGACACAGUACGCCAUCAUGGUUAAAACCCAGCUGUCUGCAUCCGAUGAGCAUCAGGUUCAUGGAGCCAAGAGCGAGAUCAUUUAUGUUCGCACCAGUGCCUCCAAGCCCUCUGUGCCUCUGGACCCCAUCUCCUCGUCCAACUCUUCCUCUCAGAUUAUCCUGAAGUGGAAGCCUCCCACCAGUCCCAAUGGCAACAUCACCCACUACCGGGUCAUCUGUCGUAAGCAGCAGGAGGACAGUGACCUGUACAAGUUUGACUACUGCCUACAAGGAAUGAAGCUGCCGUCUCGGACCCCGACCCACCUGGACAGUGAGGAUGAGCAGAAGUGGAACCACACGGAUGAGCCCACCUCGGGGGGCAGGUGUUGCGCUUGCCCCAAGACGGACAGUCAGUUGAAAAAGGAGCAGGAGGAGAUCGAGUACCGCAAGACUUUUGAGAACUACCUGCACAAUGAAGUGUUUGAGAGCAGACCAUCUCGUCGACGACGUUCAGUAGGGGUCGCCAACGCCACCGAGCCUCCUUUCUCUAUUGCCUCGAUCCCCAAUCUGCAUUUAGACUCCACCACCGCAUUCCCUAAAGAUGAAGAUGAGAAUGAAGAGGGAUCCAAGGUGGAGUUAAAGGUGUUUACUAAGGAGUCGGCUGUCAUCUCCAACCUGCACCACUUCACCAGCUACAAGAUCGAGAUCAUGGCCUGCAACCAUCCCAAAGACAUCAAACGAUGCAGCAUGGCAACAUAUGUCAGUGCCCGGACCAUGCCAGAGGAGAAAGCAGAUGACAUCCCAGGUCUGGUGACCCAUGACAUUAUGACAACUGAGACUCCAUAUGUGUUCAUUAAGUGGAAUGCACCUCUUUCACCCAAUGGCCUCAUCAUCCUCUAUGAGGUCUUUUACAAGAAGGUUGGAGACUCAGAGACUCAAACCGUUUGUGUUUCGCGGCCGGCCUACCUCAAGACGGGCGGCACGAAGCUCACGCUUGUACAGCCUGGAAAUUACAGCGUGAGGGUCCGGGCUACCUCUUUGGCUGGGAAUGGCUCUUUCACAGAAACUACUUACUUCUACAUGCCCAACCCCCAUUCGGGUUUAGUUUGGAUCGUGAGUGGUCCGGUCAUCUGUUUCAUCCUGCUGCUGUUUGUGGGAGGUGGAGUCUUUGUGAUUGUCAAGAAGAGGCAAACAGAAGGUCCGCUGGGAGAUCUCAUCACAUCACCGAACCCUGAAUAUUUCAGCGCCAACGACAUGUAUGUUCCUGAUGAGUGGGAGGUGCCGCGGGACAAGAUCCAGCUGCUGAGAGAGCUGGGUCAGGGCUCCUUCGGUAUGGUAUAUGAGGGUAUUGCCAAAGACAUUGUCAAGGGAGACCCCGAUACGCGCGUAGCUGUCAAGACGGUCAACGAAUCAGCCAGCCUGCGUGAGAGAAUCGAGUUCCUCAACGAAGCUUCAGUCAUGAAAGCCUUCAGCUGUCACCAUGUGGUCCGACUUCUGGGUGUCGUGUCCAAGGGUCAACCCACCCUGGUGGUGAUGGAGCUGAUGACUCAUGGCGACCUUAAGAGUUACCUACGGAGUCUGAGGCCGGACUCGGAGAACAAUCCAACGGGCAGUCCACCCCCGUGUCUGAAGGACAUGCUCCAGAUGGCAGCAGAAAUUGCAGACGGCAUGGCCUACCUCAACGCCAAGAAGUUUGUCCACAGAGAUCUGGCAGCCAGAAACUGCAUGGUGGGAGAGGACUUCACCGUCAAGAUCGGAGACUUUGGGAUGACGCGAGACAUUUAUGAGACGGACUACUACCGCAAAGGAGGGAAGGGGCUGCUUCCUGUCAGGUGGAUGGCUCCGGAGUCUUUGAAGGACGGAGUCUUCACUGCCCACUCUGACUGCUGGUCUUUUGGUGUUGUGAUGUGGGAGAUCAGUACACUAGCAGAGCAGCCUUACCAGGGUUUAUCCAACGAACAGGUCCUGAAGUUUGUCAUGGAUGGAGGAUACCUGGACCGGCCAGACAACUGCCCAGAGAGAAUGCACAACCUCAUGCAGUUGUGCUGGCAGUACAAUCCCAAGAUGCGGCCGACGUUCCACGAGAUCAUUGAGAUGCUGCGGGACGACCUGCACCCCUCGUUCCAGGAGUUCUCCUUCUUCCACAGCGAGGACAACAAAGUCCCGGAGACGGAGGAGUUUGACCUGGACCUGGACAACAUGGAGAGCAUCCCCUUGGACCCAUCUUCCUAUUCUCAGAGAGAGGACAACUUGGGAAGAGACAGCGGGCCCUCGGUGGCCCUGAGGGGGAACUAUGAGGAGCAUGUCCCCUAUACACACAUGAACGGGGGCAAGAAAAACGGAAGAAUUUUAUCGUUGCCCAGAUCCAGCCCUUCCUAACACAUCCCGUUUCCUAAAAUGACUCGUUUAACCUUUCCCAUCCCCCUUCUGUUCCAGUCAAUUUUCCUGUAUCCUUCUUUUUUAUUCACCGUUUUCUGAUGUUUCCUUAUUCUUGGGGAUGCCCUUCAAAGAAAAGAUACAGAUCUCAGGACUUUUUAUUUUCUUCCUCAUGGCUGCCGCACACAGGCAGGCAAGGGAUGCAAACAUUUUUAUCUUAAGCCUGCUCCAUGACACAUCAGACUUUACACUAACAAUCUAUGGUUUGUCACCAUUGCCAUGUUUCCAGGACUUGAAAUGGAAACGGUGAGGGAGGGAUGGGUAGGGUGGAGUGAAUCCUACAAACCAUAGACAACCUAGAAUACUGCUCUUGCUCAGCAAACCCGGGACUCAUCUCUCCUUCUUUCCCACCAAAUCUGUAUUUCCACACUUCUGUGCUUUUCCUUCUCCUCCCGAUGAAAGGUUUUUUACUCAGAUAGUGGCCUUUUUAUAUGUGGCCUACACACAAAGAGAAGUGUCUAUCAGCGCUUACACUUAUUUCCUUUUGUACAGUAACUCAAUCAGUGGGAUGACUUGCAAAGACUCAAUAGUAGAACAAACAUCUAUUCCUAGUGGAAUGUUUUAGCUUUCUUUUGUUUUGUUUUCCGGUUCUGCAGAAUUCCAAAACUACACACAGAUUCAUCUGGUGUUUGAUAAAUCAUUUUAAUUUAUUGGCUUUAUACUUAUUUUCUUUUCUCGUUCUUCAUUUUAUUUUUCUGUGUCCUCACUAUAUGGCUGAAGGAUAUUUAAACAGUUGGACAAAAGAGUUCCUCAGACUGACCAAUAGCUGCUGCUUUGAUAUAUUUUAGUGGGUAUAAAAAUCUCUCGCUCUCGCUCUCUCUAAAUAUAUAUAUAUAUAUAUAUAUAUAUAUAUAUAUAUAUAUAUAUAUAUAUAUAUAUAUAUAUAUAAAAUAUUGGUGUCUCCCUGCCAAUAUUCUAUAUAUAAUAUACUGUAUGACGUUAAUGUUUUUGUAAAUAGUUCAUAUUUGUAAUAUUUUUCAUCAGAGCCUUUGCUAGUAUUUUGUUUUAUCAGGUUUUCUUCUGGGUUUUUGAAAUGUUCUUAUUUUUAUAGCCCCAGGAAUCACACUUAUCUACCAUCAGUGCUUUCUGUGUCUUAGGCCUCCAGCCUCGCUAGACUUCUCGCUCCAUCUGGAUGGAAAGGGGGAACAAAAUCCCUUUUAAGUCUGGCCUCACAUCAGCAGCAUUGCGUGCGUGUGUGGCACUGCUGUAGCGCAGCGACUCUCCUCAUCUUUUUACACUGCAGUUCCUUUGAUAUUGGUCCUAAACACACUGGGGUUUGUGUGAUCUCGCUUGAUUAUGAUUCAUAAAGCGAAGACAGGAACGUUUCCCAGCCUGAAUAGUGAUUGGUUUGGAAAUAUAAAACAGAUAUCACAAAAAAACAAGUUAAUAUCUCAUAUACUGCCUGCACACACAGACUACAUUACAGGUGUGCUGCUGUUAGAUAUGAGGUUGAUAUGAUCACCAAAUGUUUUGGGUGUACCUUGCUGGGAGGUCGAGCUGCGACUUGAUGCACAUCAUGUGGACACUUUCAUCGAAACACUUUCAUUAAAAACCAUGUUCUUCGGCGCAUAUGGUAUGCUGCAGAUGUGAGGCCGAAUCUUAAUAUUGUAAAGUCCGCAAACUUUUCAACUUAAAAAAAAAUAAAUAAAAAAUUAGCUGUUACUUAGAGGAGCCGGUAUUUGGAGGAACCUUCACAACUGCAAUGACAUUUAGAAAAAAAAAAAAAAAGAAUCAGCAAGAGCACCGUAACCAAAAAAUGUUUGAGAAGGGGAAUGAGAGGCUUCUAGCCCAAAGUGCAUCUGAUGUGUUGGCUUCUCUGUUUCCUGUCUUUCUCUGGUCAGACCGUGCUGGGGUAAACGUCGGCACCUACAUCGUGCAGUGGAUCGCGCCACUGGCUUGUUGUUUUUUAGGUAGAUUAAGUUGAAAACCUUUGUUGUGGUUAGAGAGAGUGUCACUUUUGGCAUGUGAACAGUAGUAUCUUUUCAGCUGUGCUGGUUCUGUUUGGGCAGAGAACCAGCAAACGCAGGUCGAGAUGGUGACGAUCCAUCGUUCACUUCUGUCACCAUUCAGGCUUUUUCCAGAAGAUGAGAGGAUUUGACAUGAGGAUCAUUUUCACACCUCCCACUUUCUCUGUUAGGUUUGCUCCGCACCGCGCUCACCCCCUGCUCCCUAUCGUUCCUCCAGCUUCCUGUCAGCAGCUAAACUUGCUGCUUCAAACAUAAGGCUGGUGGAAAUUUCCACAUUUUGUGUUGGGGGGCUGGAGAGAGAUACGGAAAGUUCCACAUGUAUUCACAGCUGUUAAAAGAGCAAGGGUGGCAGUCUUUCUCUCCCUCUUUCUGUUUGAGUGCAUCCGAGUGAGCAGCGGGGACUGUAAGUUGAUUGGUAAUCCUUUUAUUCCCCCUGCUAUCACAUGCAGUUAAGCAGUCAGGUCACAAUGUGCAGCAGCUAUUUCACGCAGGUCUGACAUUCCAGGAUUUAGUCAGAAGUCCUCGUUCCCUUCACCUGUUUUGCCUGCAGGCAAAGCAGACUCCAACACCAAAGGCCAUCAGACUUCUAUUUAUUUUUCUCCCUUCUUGCACAUAUGAACUUCUGCUAACUGUUUUUAAAAUACUCUUUAACCACUUCAGCUGAAAAGGUCAUAAUGAUCAGUUGAAAAAAGAAUAUUUAAAUGUAUUUUUUUGAGGACACAGAGCAGACUAGAUGCCAACCUGACUUAGAGGAUACUUGUGCCGAUCUCCUGCCUUCCAACAUCUAGAGAAUCUAGUCAAAGACAUCAGAGAAGCUGCCUCCGUAUCUUUGCCAGUGCCUUUUCAAACGUAGAAUCUCUCUCUCUCUCUCACCCUCUCUCCCUCCCUGAGAGGCACACAGUUUCAGAUAAUGCUCUAUGUUGCAAGUAGUUGUCUUCGGGGAAUUGUUGAUCUCUUUCUCUUGAUCUUGUCGCCAGCGUUGAGGCGAGAUGCUCAUGUUCAACCUCGUACGUCAGCGGUGACGCUGUGGAUCCGGUUUGUGUUGUUGGCAUUCAGAGGCACCCGAAGUUAUCAAGAUGUAGAUUUUAGCUAAUUAUUUUAAAGAGUUGCAAUCUUGUGCUUUUGUAGUUUGUAAAUAAUCGAGGACGUAGUUUUGGAAAUUCGGGGUAAAGGUGGAAAAAAAAAAAUCCAAAAGGUAUCCUGAUGUCCUUCAGUUGUAUGUGAAAAACGCUGGACCUUAGCUGUGUUGCUCUUCCAUAAACGCCACCCUCUGAACGGAAAACUUUAUUGUGAUUAGUUUAUUUUACGUCUUUUAGUUGUUUUGUAAAUAUACUACAGUAUGAGCUCACUAGUAGAAUGAAAUGUAGACACAUCUUUCAUCUUCAUCUAGGUUGCUUAUUUUGUGGUGGUGUUCACACACAUAUGCAAUUUUAAUUAAGAUGGUGCCCAUAUCUUUGAAAUACCAGAUAUUUAUUUUAUUAUGAUAAUUGUCAUUGUUUAAAAAAAAAAACACAGUUUUGUUGUAUGGUCAAAAAUAUGACCUUUUCACGAGUGGAGCGAUGAAGAGGUGGACUUUACUGUUGUCCAGGUGGAGUAACUGGUGGUGAGCAACAGGGGCGCGUUUGUUCGUUCGUUACUUGGUAAUUAUCGUCGUCUUUGUGUUUGGCCACAGUCUACCUCAGUGCAUAUGGAGGACUCGGUUUAAAGAGCCUCGCUCAUCCCCAAACGCCUACUCGAUACCCCGCUGAUUGCAGACAAUACAGUAUGAUUUAGUCGUACGUUACCAAACCCACUGAUGAAUUCCUGUCCCCUGUGAUGUGGUAACUGCCUCCUCGGUUUCUCUGCUUCUCUCUUCUUCUCGUGUUGCAGGGAAGCUUGCAAUAUGUAAAUAAAGUCAGGAACACAGCAGUUCAGACUUUGGCCUCUUUCUGGAUUAAAUACUUUAAUUUUUCAUCUUGUUCCUUAACCUCGGUGUCAAAGUAUUGUCUUUCUUUUCAUUUAUUGGGCUUCUUUAAAAAAAAAAAAGACGGUCAGGCAUUGAAUCGACUCACUGAACAGUCUGCCCUUUUGCUUCCCCGAGGCACUGGAAGAAGUGUUGAACCUCCAGACUGUUUUCUUUCUUUUCUUUUCCUUCUAUCCGCUGACGUGACAACAGCGUCCCACCAGUCUCCUGACUCGGUGCAUAUCUGUGAUCCCCCUUGUGCAGCCAAAGCUAACAAAGCUCAGUCGUGGACCUCAUGCUUUUUAAAUCCCACUAUACCACAACAUAGUCUGGAAUGAAGCCCUGCUCUUCAUCAUCUUCUCUCCUCUCCCUUUCUGUCUCAGUUCAAAUCCCACACCUCUUCCAGCUUUUGUUGUUUUUUUUUCUGAUUUUUGUCGUGUAUUUUAUUUUAUUUUUUUCUUUCUACUGUGAAUAUCAAGUGAUGACCUUUAUUUUGUGUCCCCGCCAUGGAUUGGGUCUGAUGUGGCUUAUCAGGACACAGACGUGUGAUCUGGUUAAAAAGUUUUAAAGAGGAGGACCUCUCCACCCCCCUCCCCUCCCCCUCCACCCGUCUGCAAAGGUGAAACGCUGGACUGGGACAAUCCUGUGUGCCAUAAGAACUAAUAACUGAUAUGAAUUAAAGAUUGUAACUUUUCGUCUCAGGGAGGCGGCCUGAUGCUUUGUUGUUAGUGGAUAAAGAGGAUGAGGAGGAAGAAGAGCUACUCACUUACUUAUCUGCUCUGACUGAAGCGCAAGUUCUCAGCAUCCUUGCUAAAAACAAAAUGGAAAUAUUAAAAAGAAAACGAUGACAAGUUUUCAACAAACGUCCUUUUCAUUUAAAGAAAACUAAAAAGGAAAAAAAAAUCCCCUUUGAAGAUAAUCAGAAGUCCUCUCUUCUGGCUUGGAUGUCAUGUGGUCGUGACUGCCCUCUAGUGGUGGGAUGGGAGUGUUGCAGGUCAGUAGGCCCCUGACCCACAGUGCCUUGCUGAGACUUAACCGUCCCGCCUGACCUCUCCCACCCAGCUCUGAACUGCUCCCUGACCGGCAUGUCUCCCCGAACCAAUGAAGAGGCUUCCCCACUUCCAAACAUUAAAAAAAACCAACAAGUUAUAUGUUAUUAUGCACUCUUUUUUUUUCUUUAGCUAUAACUGCAGAGAUUACUGUAAUUUUCAAUUAUAUGACUGAUCGUCCACCCCCCCCCCCCCAAAAAAAGAGAAAGAAAACUGUUGAACUUGUGUCUACUCUGCUGAGGUCUGGUUUGCUUUGUGCAUGGAAAAUGAAAUCUGUUUACCAGCUUGAUAAUUCGAUGCUUACCGACUUUGCUUCUCAUCGGUCUGUCAUGACAGCGACACCCCAAAGCACAUGAAAACACCCCGUCAUCAGCGACAAGCGAUUGCAUUGGAGUCUAACAAAUGCACUCAUUUGCUGCUGAUUAAAAGUAAUGAACUGAUUUAAUAAGCUCUUAACUGUAAAUAGCAGAAAAUCUUGUUGGCCCUGGGAAAUAAAACAAACAAAAAAAAACAAAAAAAAUAAAUAACCAAGAGCACUUGAUUUUUAGGUUUUGUUGAACUCUGGUUGGAUAAAGCAUGCUAAUAACGCAGCGCAGGGUGAGAACAAAGCAUUGUAUGUAUUAUUGAGUUUUUAAAGAAAAAAGUAUUACAUUUUAGAGAUGUUGAUUUCUAUUUUUUUUAUCUUAAGUAGGGAGGACAAAUACAAUUACUUUUCUGACUGUAAAGUUUUACUACUCUUGUACAUUAUGAAUUUAACAUUAUCAAUGUGUAUAUAACAUUUUCUAAAUUUAAAGUCCCCCCCCUGUUUUUUUUUCUUGUUUUUUUUUUCCUCCUCUCCCCUCCCUCCUCUCAUUCUUCCCACAAACCAACUCACCACACAGAAAAGAGCAGAGUCAAGUCUGUCAAUGUAUUCACCAGGAGCAACGUAAAUCCACACCGAGGGCUGCGUUCAUCUAGAAACUAUGUGGCUCCAAAUGUUUCGCAUUCAAAGCUGCUCUUAAUCCCUUGCAUGUGUCUGAAUGUCGGCUCCCGAGGCCACAAACUUGAACAGCCCUCACCCACCCACAGCAGUUUGUCACCCGCAAAGCCUUUUUUGUGUCACAGAUGCAUAACCUUUCAUUUUUGUAUGAAACUGUUUCUAGCAAGUAUAGUUUUUGUAAUUUUUGUGUGUGUGUGUGUGAGUGUUUGUGUGUGAAAAACUGGAAAAGACCACUGCACAUCCUUUUGAAGAAGAGAGAAGAUGAGUGAUAAAAUCCAGAAUAAGCUAAAAGGAAAACGUAACUGGUUCUUUAACAGGAAGCGUACCUCUCCAGAGUUUAGACUGUAAAGCCAAAGGUGUUAAAAUAACAGUGCAAUAUUUAGAGAAAUGUUCUCAUUCAAACUUCGUGCUGAGAGUAAAAUAGAAGAUUAAAAAUUUGCGUGAAUUCAGUUGGUUGGAGAAAGUAUACCUCAGGAUAAUGAUGGCAACAAAAUACUCUGCAGUUAUUUUAAUUGGCUCAUGUUUUAAGUUAUGGAGCUUCUUAAAGAAUACAAGAGGAAGAACCUUUGAUGGUUUAAUUGAUGGGUAAUACCCCCUCUCCCCCGGGUCUCUUCCUCCAAUCAUGUAAAACAAAAUUCAGCAUCCAAUAAAAAUGCGAAUGGCCCGAUUUAGAGACAGCAGCAGAAGAUCAUUGAGCUGGUGUUUCUUUUUGCAGAACCACCUGGAAAAACGGAUUAAUAUUCAUGCCGAAGGUGAUUGGCUGUUUGGUGUGAAGAGCAAUAUCGGUACGAGAAAGCAUGUCAGGUUACACCGAAGAGUCAAACAUGCCAUGAUAAACUUGUAAGGAGCUUUCUCAGGACGUGUUGUAGCUCACUUCGUCCUAAGUAAACCAGUCCGGCAGCAUUGUCAACCACGUCUCCCUGAAUCAAUACCAGUAAUUCUUCCCCAAACCAUCCCCGUCAUGAGGCAGAGCCAAAAGAUGAAACGCCUCCUGCUGUAGAGAAGUUCAAUCCUCAGUGUCACGAGGAACUGUUCAUAGUUGUUUAUACGGAGUCGUCUGUGAUGAUGCUUUGAGAGAAAAACCAACCUCUUUGUGACUUUUUGUUUUUGUUUUCCCGAGUCACGCCUCUGUCAGUGGUCUGCUCCAGUUUGCUCACCUCUGUCUAGUUCCCCGUGCUGUGUGCCGUUAAAUCAGUAGAGCUGACUCUUCCUCAGCUUCCUCUGCCUCUGAUUGCUGCUGCUGCUCCUCCUCCUCCUCUUCCUCUCCAUCUUCAAGUCUCUUCUCUCCUCAGUGCACAUAGGUGGUCCCCAGAAUGCUGUGUGUAGUCUUGCAGGAUACCUCUAUAUUAAUGUAAUUUUUUUAUUUUUAUUGCUGAUGAAUAUGCUGUUGUGUUAAUUUUUUGGGAUAUGUUGUGUAUACAUUACAAUGAGACUUGGGUGCGUAUGCAGACGGCAGGUGUAUAUGUGUGUAUGUACUGUCCGAACCCCGAACCUGCAAACCCACAGAGGUGGCUUCAUACCCUCACACUGGAUCCAAACGUGCCAUUAUCUUUAUGUAUCACAGAUAUCAACAUAUUGACUUUACAUUCAAACACAAAUGGAAUAAAUGCAUAUUGUACAGGAUCAAACAUGUGCCAUGACUAAAAGAACGCUUGACAAUUUAUUUUUUCUAUGUUUUCAAAGGAGAGCCAAGUAGACAUGUAAAGAAAAUGUUGCAAUGAUAUGAAAAUAAAAAUCUUGCUGUGUGUAAAUUAUUCAACAAUUAACUGUUUAUAUUAAAAUUAUGAAUAAAAUUAUUGG
Messenger RNA from Cololabis saira (Pacific saury), 13152 nucleotides. RefSeq names its product insulin receptor b (gene insrb). The record is from RefSeq and is a predicted model, not a curated record. Gene Ontology annotation, biological process: cell surface receptor protein tyrosine kinase signaling pathway; positive regulation of kinase activity; positive regulation of MAPK cascade. Gene Ontology annotation, molecular function: insulin receptor substrate binding; insulin receptor activity; phosphatidylinositol 3-kinase binding. Lineage: Eukaryota; Metazoa; Chordata; Actinopteri; Beloniformes; Belonidae. The transcript has 23 exons. The coding region runs from base 1240 to 5358 and encodes 1372 amino acids. Gene Ontology annotation, cellular component: axon; insulin receptor complex; membrane.